GAAAAGGAAGGAUGUUGGUGAAACUGUGGAUUAAAACGCUAGACUAGUGGAGCUGUCACCAAACAGUAGGCUGGCUGUGCCUCUUUACUGUGAGUUGGUGUUUUCUGCUCCUCAACAAGCAGCUAAGACAAAAUCUAAACAGACAAAAACUAAGAUACUUCCACAAAAUGACGCAGUUAGGAGGUAAGAGAGAAAGGAAAACACGACCAAAACUAAUUUGAGCUCAAUCGCAUGAUGUUACGGAGUGAUAAGGCCCGGGAACACCUUCGGCUAUCUCCGAGAGCAGACGUCCAGCAGUUUGGUUUGGUUAAAUUUAGCCCUUUAUCAGCCUGGACGGCGUGAGCGUGCGGUUUGCCCGGGCCUCGUCAGACCAACCAGCAGCAGACCAAACCACAGAGGCAGUGGCAGGAAGGCCAUUGAGGAAAAACGGCACUCUGGGGGUAACCUCAGCUCACCCGCUUGCCCCUAAGGGUUUAUCAGCCUGCCAGACGUCCACCAGACCAGAGGGAAGGAGUAAAAAUAGCAGGAGAGGGGAUGAGGAGGUGAAGACUCUGAGUCAGACUCUGAAGGAGGAUGGGAGGCAGAACCGGAGGCGUCGUCAUGGUUUCGCUGCUCCUCGUGCUGUCAGCUCUGGAGGCGGAAGGCCAGAUCGUGCUGGACGUGUGCGCCAGUUGCCACGCCAACGCCACCUGUGAGGACAAACCGGACGGGUCGGGCAAAGUCUGCAACUGCAAGUACGGCUUCGUCGGAAACGGAAGAACCUUCUGCCAAGACAAAGAUGAGUGCCAGAUAGGAGCAAAUAAGAUCUGUGGGCAGCACACGAUGUGCCACAACACCUACGGCAGCUACUUCUGCACCUGCCUGGCCGGAUACAGCCCAUCAAACAGCAUGCCCGUCUUCAUCCCCAAUGAUGGCACCCACUGCCAGGACAUUGAUGAGUGCAGGGUGACGGGGCUGUGUGGAGAGGGAGCUCAGUGCAGGAAUCUGGAGGGCAGCUUUGACUGCAGCUGCCAGGUAGGAUACCGAGUCCACGGUGGGUCCGAGCCCUUCCACCCCCAGAUGGACAGCGCUUUCUGCAAAGUGGUGGACUGUGGUCAGCCGGCCUCAGUGGAGGACAGCGCACUGCAGUCCAUCUCAGGAACCACAUUCGGUAGCGUGGCCACGUUUGUCUGUGAGGACGGCUUUGUGUGGAGGAGGGGAGAAAACAUGUCUGUGUGCGGGGCCGACGGCCGGUGGAGGGGAGCCACGCUGGUUUGUGAAGAGAUCUCCUGUUCAGACCCUCCUGUCCUGCCUCACGCGGGACAGAUGUGGAACGGCAGCUCCACACCUGGAAGCACCGUCAUUUACUUUUGUGAAGCAGGUUUUUUCCACAGUGGGGGGAAUAAUCUAUCAGUGUGCACUAAUAACGGCAACUGGACAAAGGCAGAUAUUUUAUGCAAAGCGGUUGACUGUGGGGAGCCUUUACCUGAGCCCAACGCGGUCAUGCUGUGGGAUAAAACUUCCACUGUAGGCUCUCAGGUUGCUUAUGAGUGUGCCCGUGGAUAUGUGAAUGUUGGAAAAGGGAACAUAUCUGUUUGUUCUGCCAGAGGAAAAUGGGAAGGAGCCUCUCUUUCCUGCCAAGAGAUCAGUUGUGGGGAGCCUAAUUUUAAACGGCGAGCUAAAAUGUUGUGGAGCGGCAGCUCGCGCGUCGGUAGCGUGGUGCAUUACCGCUGUGAGGAGGGAUGUCACACCCGAGGCCUGAGAAACCACUCCAGAUGUGGAGAAAAUGGCCUGUGGGAGGAUGUUGACCUGUGGUGUGAAGCUAAAUGCGGCCCGGUUCCGUUCCUCCCGAAUGCGGAGGUGGUGUGGCACAACCGGAGCGUGGCGGUGCACCGGUGCGUGGCGGGGUUCCACAGCUGGAGGGGCAGCAACGUGUCCACCUGCCGCGCCUCGGGGGCCUGGCGGAGAGCCUCCCUGACCUGUGUGGAAAUCAAACCGCCCGUAAAUCUCUUGGUCGUCCACGACGGAAACUGUCUGCGGUGGAGAGCGGAGAAGUACGAGGAGGACGAGGAAGUCUACAGGGUGACCUACACCGGGUCCAGAGACUACCAGAUACGCUUUGAGGAUGGAGGGAGGCGCUUCCUGAGCUCCAGGGAGCAGCAGCCGGAGCUCUGCCUCCGCCUGCUCCCUCUGACCAACUACAGCAUCUCCGUCACAGCCACGUCGGUCAGAUUCACCGCCACCGUCACCGCCAACACCAGCUUAGCCGCACCGGCGGCACCAGACGUCUUCUACGAAGAGCAUGAAACUCCAGUUCCAACUCUGCGGCUGCACAGAUCGCCCGACACGCUGGACCCGAUAAGCGUGUACCAAGUCUUUGUGCUUCCAGUGGAGGGGAUUAUGACGUUUGACUGCUCCUCCCCUGCAAGCUUGGCCUCAUCAAGCAAAAUAAAGACAGCGGAGUACAUCACAGCCCAGAUCAAUGUCCGAAAUAUUGGGACAGAGUUUAAUUUCACCGUGGGGGAUGGACUCUUCUAUGGGAGCUUCUAUAAUGCGCUACUGGAGAGCGGCAGAAACUAUUACAUCAUCUUACGAGCUGUAAAUCAGUGGAAAACGGCCUCGAAGAGCUUCUGUGUGCUGUGGGCCAAAGUCUCAGCUACUUCUUACGUCCUGAGGGUCUCCUCGCUGUCUGCUGCUGCCAUGGUGGGAGUGGCUGCCUUGGUUCUUCUGUGGGGAUACAGUUUUGCCUGGUGUGUCAAGAAUGCAUAAACCUCCUGAGGGAUUGAAAUAAAAAUUCAGCUUUACUUUCAUAACUGUACAGUUUGUUAACACUCUAACCAGAAUAAUACUGAAAGAUUACUGUGACAUUUCCGAUACUUGGGUAUAAUGCAGAUCCCAAUUUCAGGCCUUUUUUAGGACAAAACAUUCAAUCCUAUGUUUAAAUUUGAUUUAUGAGGAGCACCGACACCAACAUCUCUCAUCCAGCAGCUCCCAGGUGUUCAAUUCGCCAACUGCCCACAGCAGGAAAACAAUUUGCAGCAGAUUCAAUGAGAAAAUGACUAAAAGUGACAUUAAAUAACUACAUUUACUGUUAAGAAUUAACAGAAAGAGGUACAGUGCAGAAAAAGUUGUUGUUGAACCUCACAGAUCCAGAACAAUCGGUGUAUAAAUAAAAAUGAGGGCGGUUUUAAAGGUAGAACACACACAGAUGGUACAUUUAAACGGGGAGCAGUUUUUCAUGUUUAGUUCCGACUCCCUGAUUUGCCUUUUCAAGGUUCAUUUACCAGCAGCAGUGUUUCAAAAUCAGCUCUUUAAGGAAGGAAAGCCCAAGCAGAGAGCUCAGGGCUGCCCUUCGUAAAGACUCAAGCAACCUCGUUUUGAAUCAGCUGCCUCUCAAAUUCAUCUUUGAAUCAAAGAUAAACUUAUGUCAUUAUAGGUGUUUUUACUCAGGUUAAAGCAGGCUGACUUUUUUUUUUUUUACAGUACACACUCAAGCUGACCUCAGAUUUUGAAACUCUUUUCUUUGCUCGAAAGACAAUUAUCUCUUUUUGGACUUUGUGGAAUUUUGGCCUACAUUAUAAGCGUCCAUAGCACUUUGUGAGGUUUACAAGAUUUUGUGUUAAAGUGCAAAAUUUUGAGAUACUGACCUUCUCUUGGCUCCUUUAGUCUUUUUUGUUGUUUUGUUAUUUGGUAUCUUUAUCUAAAAGUUGAUUUCAACCUGUAAUCUAAUACAACGUCGUUAAUGUUUUGACUUUCCUUUAAUUAGUCCUUUAAACUAUUCCAACAUUUCAGAUCACACAAAAAAAAUCUUCUGGUUUUCAGAGAACCGGGCAUCUGUGGGUUGAAAGUACUCCUUAUAACACAUUUCUUCAGAAAAAAGGAGAAAAUAAGACUUGCAAAAAAAAAAAAAAGUGAGCUCACAGGUUCUGACAUUGUGUACUUCUCAUAGCUCUUUUUUAAAUGAUCAAAACUGAGCUAAUGAUGUUUUGCAAGUGUUCCUGCAAGUGUUAUUUUUGGAUUAUGACAUACUUUGUGUCAGAAAAGACUUUCAAAAAGUUUGUUUCAAUACAUGUUUUAUGUGUGAUUUCAGGGAAAUUUGUCACAUAUUGUGACUUUCAGCCAUUUUAAUUCAUGCACUCCUUAUGUUGACAGA
This is a messenger RNA of Menidia menidia (Atlantic silverside), 4132 nucleotides long. Lineage: Eukaryota; Metazoa; Chordata; Actinopteri; Atheriniformes; Atherinopsidae. The record is from the annotation of a GenBank genome assembly.